GCCUGCUACCCGUCAGCUACUGGCAGAUUCUCGUUUCCUCUGGUCUGCGUUGCGCUCUUCCCACUACCCCAAAUUCCCGGCUUCGGUGUUCGUUACUCCUAUUCGGCUUCUCGUUUGUGUGCUCCCAAGCACCCCCUUUAUCGAACCAGUCCAGCCGAACCACUGCAUCCGUGGCACUGCUGGCCUGCUCCCUGCUCGGUUUCCCCAGCCCAGACUUUCCGCCUGAACUCACGUCCCGCUAGGCUUCCUAAAAGAUUCUCACCCAGAAGCUGUGUUCAAUCCGCGCCGCUACCCGCCGUUGCCCCUGGCUGACUCCCCUUGCCUCUCCCUGUCGCCCCUUACCGCUCCCCCCUUUGUUCGGCUGCUCCCGCUCUUCCUCUUAUAGCAGCAGCGCUUUCGUCAUUGAACAGCCCCCGCCGCUGCCUUCGUCGCCUGCCUGCUUGCCUUGAUCCUGCCUACGCGCUUUGCGGCGCUCCCUGCUCCUUUGCUGUACAGCAGCAGCACUCUGUCUGUGCAAUCCAGAGCCUGCCUGGCUAGCUGGGUGCUCACAAAACUCUCGAUGCCCUCAGUGGUGCGGCCAGCUGCUGCUGCUACUGCCGCCACCACUAUUCUUCCUGACUGGCUCCCUUGGCUCGGCCGCCAUCUUGUUUUCUACCCCGCGGCUUCUGCUGCUGCUGCUGUUGGAGCAGCACAUCCACUGGGUUGGCUAGGACCGUCGAGCGGCGGUAUGUGCAAAACGGCAGAGGAACCAAAUCGAGGAGUGGUACGAUUGUCAACGGCACAGCACCGAUCCCAGUAAAAGCCGCAUACGUACACAGACUGAUAAACACGCACGCAUCAUGCAGUGGCAGCGUGCUAGGUAUUGUGAGACGAGAAAAGAUCGCCACUCCACGAUAUAAAACGCUUCGUAGAACUACCCCACUGUCAUCUUGCUGCCACCGUCGUCGUCAGCAUCGGAAAACCUUAGCCGGAAAAAUCGUUUCGUCUAUGUCUGAGAAGCUUUCGACGAGUGAAAGCCCAAACGAAGACGCGUUUUACCUUACGUCAAGUUGACGAGUGUUUUUUUAAUUUAAGGUGCAAGCCUUAGGUCUCCCUCUUUGUCCGACCCUGUGUGCCGACCCUGUUCGCUGAGGGAUUUUAGACUUUUUCGAAUAAACCCUUGAUCUAUCGUACUGUCGUGGUGUAUCACUCUCGUUCGUAUCGAUUGUAUGGUGCGCAGAUACUGUGUACAAAUGAGUCCCGUGCUCCGUAUGCUUUCAUGUCUAUCGCCGGUGGAUAUAGAGAUAAGCACACUCGUGCCGAAUGAAAGGUACCGUGACAUUAUUAUUUUCGUUAAUUCGUAGUCGACGUUUAGCGACAUCCGUUGGUCUGAAAAAGGGUGAACCGCUGCUGAAGCGAGACAUCACGGCACUGCCGCCGCUGUUAGUAGACAACCAACCGUGUACGUCCAUAUCGACGUUUGUUUCUCGUUUGACAGCAGCGGUGAGCAACUUAUAUCAAACAGACCAGUCUCAAUUAAUAUGCUGCUAAUGACUGGAAAGUAAUGAGCGUGUAAACAUAUAGAGUGGGCAGAGUCUACUCGAGUCGAGACGGUGAUUUAUUGGGAACGAGGAACGGAAAAGGAGCAAUGAGAGCAGGCAACGAAACGCUCCGUUAUGUUCAUAGGGUUCCUGCUGUAGGGGGACUGCCCACUUCGCUAACAAGUGCUACAACGAAGCUUGCACAAAAUGUCCUCUGCUUGGAGGACUACCUGAUAGCUACGGCCACAAAGACAACAGCUAAUAAUUUUUUAAGAAAGCAAGCCUAUAGAAAGCCCGGUUCUUUGUGCUCGUAGAGGCAGCAUUCUUGACACAGUGUCGAAUGGCGCAGGUUUCUUCCGCAUCUUCAUCAUUGGUGUUGACUAGUUCUUGUCGUUAGUGGAUAGUGCGUUACGUGAACUGAUUACAGGUGCGCCGUAUAUUGCCGUGUUUGAUUGACACUGUGCCCCUUGAAUCUAGUUAGUUAUGCCAUGGCCCGCUGAGGACAGGCGAGUACAAAUCGUGGAGUAUAUAAGGCUUCAAGACUAAAAUAGGCAAUAAGUUUAAGCAAAUCGUGGGUGUUGGUAGAUGCAGGACACUCGGUAGUGGUGUGCCGUUGAUCUUCUGUGAAAUUCAUCAUCUAUAGGAAAGCCUGCAGAGAAUCCUGAUAACGAAUCACGGGUGCGGUGUAGACCCGCACGACUCAUGGACGUCAAGCAUGUGGGGUGAAAGCCCGUUGUGAUGCUAAUAUAGACGGCGCAGAGGCGCUCAUAGCGCCGAUAAGCCGGGCCGAUAUCAAAAAUCAACAUGCCCCCACCAGGAUCGCCCCAGGUGGGCAACUGGGUGUCAGGCCUCGAAUCGUCUACGCCCUCCAGCCCUAUCGGCGGAGGUCUGGGUCGUCGAGGAGGCCCACGAGGACGUUUAGAUGACUCUGAAGAGUCGCUAAGCUCUGGCGGUGGACGAGACAGCGGCGCUUGUCCCUCGAACGGUUGCGGGAACUGGCUCCUGCUUGUAACGACGACGGCGCUCCUCGCUCUGACCGUUUUGCUUGUCGCCAGUUUUCUUCAGCUCAUCAUGGCAUCUGGCCAUCCUCAUAAUAAUUACAUCAAUAACGGCGGUUUGAUUCCCAUCCCGCAGAUCAGUAUUGAGACGAUCGUGCAAAAGGUGGCCGGCUGGUUCGGCAGGACCGCGGACGACCCUGACAGACCCUUCCACCAGCAUCCGAUGGAUGGUAAUAACAUCCCCGAUGAUUCCAACGAGGACAGUCGAAGAUACCUUCAGGACCGUAGGCUUUUGACAAAUCCAUCGAUACCACCUCCGCCCAAUCCAGAUGGUACGAAUGGACAGGACGACAACGGGGAUGACGAUCCCCCAGAAGGAUCCGACGAGGAACCCCCUGAUCCGGAAGAUGAUGGCGAUGAUUCGGACGAUCAAAAAAAAAAUAAUAAUAACGGGUCGAACGAGGCCGACGGUGACGACGCCGACGAUGAUGGAGGUGGGGGUCGACAUGGGGGAGACCGCUCCCACAUCGGGGGAAAGUCGAAUUCGCGAGGGUCGCAUUUGCACAACCCACCGUUCGGCAUCGGCGGAGGGAUUACCACGUUCCGACCGCGUCACGGCUUCAAUAGCCAUAAUGAUAAUGGCCACGACCAUCAGGAACAUGGGGGCGGUCAAAACAACCCUUGGCGACCGCGCACAACCAAGCCGAGUCCAAUCGACGAGAUCCGCAAGAUUAACAAUGAGGACGGAUGGAAAGCUCCGGGCCGGCCAUAUCCUCCGGUGAGGCCCUAUCCGCCACAUAGUGGACGAGAGUUCCACGAGACAACUAGCUCGUCGACGAGCACAACCCGGACGCCUUAUACGACCGCUGGUUAUAACGGCCUGCGCAAUCAGAGCGCCCCCAACACAUCAACUAUGCGCGAACUUUGGUGUCAUGUGUACGCAAACGCAGGUCUGCGUGACGAUCAGCUGCGAACGCUGUCCGAACACUGUAGCUAUCUGCUGGUCGAUGGCGAAGUUCACCUGCAGGGCACUGGUCUCAUGCCGAAAGUGAUGUCUGACGCACAGAUCCUUAACCGCAUUCGUGGGGCAAUGCCCUCAUCGGUCAAGAUUCUCCUUGCGACGAAGGACUUCGACUCAGGCUUCGACAAACUGCUCGAGGUGGAUGACGCGGAGCCGGGGGUCGGCAUCGGCGCUGGUGUCGCUGUGAGUGCAGGCAUCGACGAUGACGCUUUGCGGUCACGGGCCGGCGUCUCUGGGGGUAGCCUAUCGCCGGGAGGCGGUUUGGCCUCGGGGGCAAUUUCACCAAAGCGCGUACAAGCGUUUGAUGCAGUGAUUGGGCUACUCAAGCGCUACCAGGUGCAAGGAUUGGCGCUGCGAGAACUUGAAAAUGCCAAACAUUACAAUCUCAAUCAAGCCGACAAGGGCGAACGGGCUCAGCUUCGUGCGAGGUGGGCCGCCCUUUACGUACAGCUAGCCGAGUAUCUGGCCGAGAAAGGCUUUGAACAUGCAUUCCUCGUAAAACCUUCACUCGAACGUUACCGUGAAUAUUCUCUACGAAACAUUGUCAACGAAGGCCUAGGUCCUGUAUUGCUGACGAGUGGAGCUUUGCGGGCUGCUACAAGCACGUUGUGCGUCUCGCCCUUUAAGUGGAUGCGGGAUAAGAGGGUGAUCACACAAACGAAGGUGCUCAAAGAAGCCAAAGACUAUUUCGGCAAAACGUGGAAACGAAAUCUCGUUUUCGCAGUUGCGCCUUUCGUCACGAACUGUCACGUCUACAAUAAAACAGCCGUUUACAACUGUACACGAAGCUACUACAGCGAAUUCUGCAAGCAUGCCUCGCGUGGCAUGCUUAUCGAAGGCACAAUGCGAUAUGGAGCUGAGAGCGAUUGUUUCAGUGCCCAAACACGCCAAGAUGAUGGGCAGGUCAUUCUGUGGACAGGAAUGGGCCCGAUGUCAGGCCAGUUCAUCCGCGGCCUGGGUCAGUCUCGUGGCCUUAUGAUGUACAACGCCUUCGCCGAUGACAAGGAAGGCCACUGCGGGUUCGGCGAGUUCCCCCUAUUGAAGGCAGUGCAUGAUGCCCUUCAAGGCAAACACGACUCAGCAGUUACAUCGGGUUCUCGAGCAGGGCACAAUUAACAUAGGACCAAGAACGUAACACGUCAAGAACAAUGAGCGAACAAACAUAGCCCCGUUGACACAACACCGUGUUCAAAUAACCUCGAACAUUAAACGUGGCAGGCCGAUCAACAACCUUUGAAAUAAGAGAUACCAUCAUAUAACAUGUGACAUAAGGUGGCCACACGUACAUGCGUUCAACUUCGACGCAUAGAGGAAGAAUUAGAAAAGCAAUUAACGCCAACAUAUGAGCUAACGUGAUGGCUAGCCAAUAACGUUUAGCUUAUAAUCUCAAAGAUCAGAUGAAAACGAAACGAAAAUGUACACAAACAUUGAAUAGAAUAGCAGAAGACAUGACUCGAGGCAAGAUCGUCUUUCUACACUCAGGCGCGCAUCUAUCCGAAAUCCGGUGUUCCCCUUUUAAGCUGAUCUGGCGCAACAUCCAUCGGUAAGGUAACGAAGUAUGUAUGCCUAGGAAUAUAUAUUACUUGUUCAUGCAGAGAGUUUCCGCUGAAUGGCAGGUCCCAGGUUUGCAAAGGAACUAAUGGAGUUAAAAGGUGAGAUGAUCGGCGCUACUGGAAGCGCUAAAUGCACUGAUGAAUGGACUAUUAUUGCAAAAAGUAAAUCUAUGAAGAGAGAUUGCGUCUUACGUAAUUUUAGGGCAAAAGACUAGUCGAAGAAAAGGUAAAUAAACGAAAGAAAACGUGAAACAGAUAAAAGAAAAAAAACAUCCGUGAAGAAAAGUCAAAGGAACGCGUAAAUUUUAAAUAAAUCUAAUUAAAUAAGACGUAGGCGACGGCCUAACGGCCGGUGAAAUCGGCCCAAUGUUACCAACAAUACAGAUGUAACGGAGUAACGAUAAGAGUUCAAUACACAAAAGGAGAAGCACAUGUUGUUCUAAUGCAGAGGGGCUACUAUUCCCCCCCCCGACGCAGUGAACAUGCUCAACUGGCUGACUAAACUUAGGUAUCAAUGAUUUGUACAUAUUAAAACGAUGGGCAGAUAACACCAAACGGUACUGGUAAUUAUGAUGAAGCAAAUGAUAGAAGAGAGAGAACACUUAUGCUAAGUAGCUCUAGGUCGGACCCGAUGUGCAAUAUAAAAAAAAUUUCAGCAGACAGAGCAACAGCUUUAGGCACCUGCUUCCAAUUUGGGGAGUGUCGUCGCCCAUCCGAAAUUUCGCGCAUUUUGGUGAUAUCAUGAAACAGAAGUCAUGGUAUAUCUAUUGUCCUCUUGGACUGAUCCCUGUUGCCCCAAUGACAUAGCUGGCAAUUCCCUCAACUUGUAAAUAGUGCACAGCAAAAAAAAGGGAUUUUGGUGUGAGGGAAAAAACGGCCUUGUUGGGCGACAUGGCUAAGAACAGAGGGCCAUUAGGGCCGUUUUUCUGGCUAGGUGAAAAUAAAAACUACGUAUUGCAAAACAUGAAACGACUAAACAAAAUCAUGUAACUGCAGGGGGCAGCGGCACCCCUAUAGUUAUUUAGGCCUCUUCUCCACACAUCUAUAAAACUUCCUGAUAGCCGAAAGUCCCGCCUUGCUUUGAUUUUUAAGCGGAAAUAUCUGCGGCAUAUUUCGUUCUCAGCUUACCGCAGUCAAACAAUGAUCGAUUAUCGCAUUAUUAUUAUUAAGUAGGAAAUUUAUGGUAAUAUCUUCCGGUGACUUCGUACAGAUGAGCAUCAUAAUAGUAAUACCAUGGACGGUAAUGAAGACUUCAAGAUCAUGAUUUCGUGUGACCAUAUUGCAGCGCAUUUAGCUGUUGAAGAAAGAAACAGCGAGGGCAUUACGUGUAAGCAAAAGACAGAUGGUAACGGUGAAUGCCAUGUGUCUAUCAACAGUCAUCAAAUAGUUAUGGUCAUCUCUAUAUACCAAGUCAUGAUUAGGAGCGGUCUUUAGUGGACAGAACGAUUCGUUGAUCAAAUCAUCCGAGUACUAGUAUCAUUUUUGUUGUCUGAGGCCAAUGUGUGGUUCCGCUGUGAAGAUCUUCUUUUUGGCCAGCUGACAAUUAACGUUCGACCGGUUAUAUCUAAGCGGUAACCUGUAACAUAAAAUUUGGUCAUUUGUAAACUUCAGAUAAAUCAGCUUGGUAUAAGAAAUUAUCACUGUUGUUAGAGGUGGCUCGUCCUACAAGAGCGCAUAGAUUUCAUCAAGUGUCUCAUAUCGGCUGUCACGUUAGGCAUCACAAUCAAGAGGACUUGAAAUUCAAGUAUGACGGAGUUAGAACAGCAGUAGUUAACCUCGAGGAAGCAAAAUGAAGGCGAUUCUGACGAAAAAUAUGAGAUAUUACGUGCGAAUGAAGACUUUGGGCGAAAGAUUGAAAGAUUUAAGAAAAAAGUGAUUUCAUCAUUGGUAGCUGAAGUAUAGUCAGAUCCAAGCGAAACGACGAUUUUCAUCUGAAUAACUGCACAAGGCUGUGUGCUAAGACUGAUCAUCUGUCUGACAGAUGCACAGAUCGAAUGGUUACAUUUGUCACGAAAAUCUUCUUUUUGUACUAAUUUUAUAGCUUUUGAAUUGAUUGCAUGUAACAUGGCCGAAACAUAUAUUUAUUACAGUCUUCGACCUAAGAGUCGCGUAAUAACUUUUUUCUAUAAAAAUCUUCUAGUUUAGCGAAAAAGUAUGUGAUGCCAAUCGCUUUGACUGAUUGAUUGAUUGACUGACUGACUGAGUGCUAGGUAUCGCUUGACCAAUAUAUUAAGCGGACCUUUGCUGUAAAAAAUUCUAUGAAUAGUUGUUUUUAAAUUUGAAUUCCCAAAACCCCACUCCCUCAUCACACGAUUGGUAAGGUAUUGGGUUGCUUUUAUUAUAUCUGGCCUAUGUGGCUGGAUAUAAUACGCCGGUGAUGUGAGUUAGCUGAUUGGCUAGUUUAAGCGUUCGCACUAGUCAGCAGAAGCACCCACGAUAAUUUAAAUGUACCGUAGCGGCAGAGAAGAAAAACUGAUAUCACGCUAUGGACGCCAUUGUAAUCAUACCGUCUUGUCCAUUCGUCAUUACCUCAUAACGUCUGAAUUAUGCUGAACCAGUGCUUGCGAGUUUUUGUGAAGAUGAUGUACUCGCUGGUGAUGAACCAUUGACGAAAAGUACAGAAUUCACAGGCCUUCUCUUUCUAAUCAGAAUAAUUGAUACAAAGAAUGACUUAGAAAGGCACGAGAGGUGGUCAAAGAAAUGAAUGCCCCCGUUUGAAAUUGUCUAAUUCAUUAUUUAACGAAUGCAUGUAAAACAUUGAAUCGUGAAUCACUUGCCCACUCCCAGAAACCUACUGUUUCCUACGAGCUAAUCUAGCCUUAAUCUGAAUAGUGAUUACCGACCGGCAGAUAUUAAUUCAUCCGUGUAAUCGGUAGACUGCCAAUCGUUCUGUGGAAUAUCUCCCCUCUGAUUAACGAAUGAAUCAUUCGAACCCCUGCGUUCUUGCAGAACGCAAAGUCUGCCCCCUUUCCUGGACGGCCUUAAGUUACUAAAAACGAAAGAAAAAUUGAAUUUUUACUAUUCCUAUUCAUUAUUAUUAUUAUUAUUACUGCGCGUGGUGAACUAGAAACAAUUAGAAGUUGUACACACAAAGGAACACCAUUUCAUCGUCGACUCAUCAACUUUCGGCUAGGUAACACAGGGACAAUACAGAACAGGGAAUUAUAACAAAAAUACUGGCAAUUAUUGGAGUCAAGAGAAGGAAUUAUACAAGAACCAAUCGAAAGCUAAGCACACCGCUAUAUUGAAAAAACCUUCGGGAACAACAAAAGGUAGUAGGUGUAUGUAAACAAAUAUAUAUAAGAGACUGAAAGCUUACUAAUGCGAGCGAAAGAAAUAAACAAACAUUAGUCAUUCAUAUAAAAUGUUAAUAAUAUUAAACACAGAAGAACUAACAAUAUUAUGAAUAGUAAUGAUGAUAACGUACGAAAAUAUCCAAGAUCGAUCGUCCUGAUUCCUUAGUAACAAUGCUAUUAAAACCACUGACGACCAUGGCAUUGACUAACUGAUAAUAACAGACUGAUCAAAAGGGAAAGAUACGCAGACGCCGUGCUGGUACAGUGUGAUGAUGGUAUCUGGAGAUAGAAAGGAACAAGGACGUUGUUGGCUGCAAACGAAUGAUGACUAUUAGAGGGUUCGACGGUGAGCCGCUGUGACGAGCGGCUGUCUGUCAUCGGCUCGCCGUCUUGAAAUGUCAACAAAAGAUGACUUUUUAGCGGAAGGCAUGAAAUUGACAUGAAACACAACGUCAACAAUGGCAACAAAAA
Varroa destructor (honeybee mite) is the source of this 8859-nucleotide messenger RNA. RefSeq lists its product as uncharacterized. NCBI's taxonomy places the organism in Eukaryota, Metazoa, Arthropoda, Arachnida, Mesostigmata, Varroidae. The record is from RefSeq and is a predicted model, not a curated record.